GAGAGGGAGGGCGCGUCAUCGAGACCUGCCCGGAAAAGUGGGUGUUUUGGGAUACUCAUACUACUAGCUCGAUGCAGCUACUAGAUUAUUUUUAUCCGCAGAACAUUUUCUUCAUUUAUUGCAUUUCAGAAAGCAGCAGUCAAAAGGAUACAUAUUUUAAGACAGCGUUGUAGGAACAGCUAGCUAGACCACCAGACGCCGACGUUGGUUCAAAGCUCCAGAGGAAGAUAGAAGUGUGCCCGCUAAGAUGGGUUUCCGCAAGAAGAACAAGAGCCCACCGGUUCUGAGCCAUGAGUUUGUGAUCCAGAACCACGCCGACAUGGUUUCUUGCUUGGCCAUGGUCAUCCUGCUUGGUCUGAUGUUUGAGGUGACAGCCAAGUUUGCGAUCAUGUUCAUUACGGUCCAGUAUAAUGUUACACAAGUUCUAGAGGGAAAGAAGGAGCCAGUGAACUUUUACCAGUAUGGCCCCAAAGAUGCAGCUACAGUUGUCUUUUACCUGCUCAUUGCAGUCAUACUGCAUGCCUUGAUACAAGAAUAUAUUCUCGACAAAAUGAACCGGAGGUUACACCUCUCAAAGACCAAGCACAGCAAGUUUAAUGAAUCUGGACAGCUGGCUGCCUUCUACUUGUUCUCCUUCGCGUGGGGCUGCAGCAUCCUGACGGCAGCGGAGUUUGCCACAAAUCCCACCUUCUUGUGGGAAGGUUACCCACACACCCACAUGGGCUUUCAGGUGAAGUUCUUCUACAUUUGCCAAAUUGCCUAUUGGCUACACGCACUUCCUGAACUAUACUUUCAAAAAGUACGAAAGGAGGACAUCCCUCGCCAACUCUACUACAUUUGCCUUUAUGUUGUCCACAUCACUGGUGCCUAUGUCUUAAACCUCCAUCGACUGGGCCUGGUGCUGCUGGUGCCUCACUACCUGGUGGAGCUCCUGUUUCACGCCUCGCGUCUCUUCUACUUCAGUGACGAGAACAAGCAGAAGGGAUUCACCUUAUGGGCGCUGCUGUUCGUGAUUGCCCGUCUGCUCACCCUCACAGUCUCGGUUCUGACGUUUGGAUUUGGGCUCCCCCGCACGGACAACCAGGGCUUCUCUCUGGCUGAAGGGAACUUCAAUGUGCUCACCAUCAGGAUGACCUGCCUGGCUGCUAUCUGCCUCACACAGGCCUGGAUGAUGUGGAAAUUUAUUAACUUUCAGCUGAAAAAGUGGAGGGAGCACAGUCAGAACCAGGGGUCCAAGAAGAAGACAACCAGUCCCAAGAGCAAGCCUUACAAGAGGGAGCCGGCGAGGGGUGGCGCUACUAACGGCAUCGUGAAGUCAGACGACAGGACAUCACCGCGGGCCAGAAAAGCCAAAGCGUCAUAGGGAGACAGAGGAGCGGUGGUUGUGUGUAUGUAUGGGUGUGUAUGUGGCGGAUGUGGUGGUGACACGCUAUCGGGACCUAUUAUCGGUACACAGUUCAACGAUCCACUAUCAGGAUGCACUAUAGAGAUAUUAUAGCUUCUUACUGCUUCAGGUUCCAUGUUGUGACUUCACAACAACAACCGUUUAAUCACACUCAACUACCAUCUCCCACGUACCUGAUCCUUCUCAGUAUCCAUACAUUUAGGUGCGUUAGAUAUGGUCCAUAUCAUGAUCUUCAUUUGAGGUCUCUGUUGAUGUAGUCUUGCAGAGAUGACUAUGCCACUUUGAAUGGUGGGAUUACAAUACGUAUGUAAUCAAUUAUUUAUCCUACAUUUUUUUUGCAAUCAAUUGAAGGUAUUUCUGACUCCCCAAGACUAGUAGAGAUGUGAUGGGGGGGGGGGGGGGGGCUA
Messenger RNA from Gadus morhua (Atlantic cod), 1812 nucleotides. Its product is annotated as translocating chain-associated membrane protein 1-like 1. Gene Ontology annotation, biological process: SRP-dependent cotranslational protein targeting to membrane, translocation; protein insertion into ER membrane. Gene Ontology annotation, cellular component: endoplasmic reticulum membrane. The record is from RefSeq and is a predicted model, not a curated record. Lineage: Eukaryota; Metazoa; Chordata; Actinopteri; Gadiformes; Gadidae. The coding region runs from base 248 to 1363 and encodes 371 amino acids. The transcript is spliced from 11 exons.